UGGCAGAUUAAAGCACUUCUGAUGGGGAAGGGCUUAAAGGCUGAGUCAAAAGCCAAGAAGUCUCUUUAUUUACGCCUACCUCCCAGUCCUUGGCAAUCUGACUAAUAACAAACUGAGCUAACUAGAAAGACUCGACCGAGAGGAAGGAGAGCUGUACAGCAGUCUGGAUCUACAACCAAAGAAAGCAAGAGUGAACACCCCCGGGUCUCCGCAAAGCGUCUUGUUUAUUUACAGUGAUCAGCAGCUUGUCAAUGGUUAACUAUAUGCAAAACAAAGUCAGCAUAGCUGUGAAGUAUGCUGUGAAUAUUAAUUGGGGGAGAAAGGGACUCUGGCUUCAGGAUGCUCCAGUGUGUGUUCUGCCUGCAAGACUUUCAAUGAAAAUUAAGGGCUCAGUGUUUCGCCUUCGACCAGAUGUUUUAACUUUCUGAAGCUAUGAGACUUGAGAAAAAGUGAUAUUUGAGGAGAAAGUGCACUGUGGUCCUGUGGUUGGUGUUUUCUUUUUCAAUAAAGAACCUGAUUGACUUUGGACACUUCUUCCAGCUGGGCAUUUCAUAUCGCACCAGGAAGUGACUGCUUUACAGUCCCAGUCACCAAUGCCCUCAGUCAGAGGCUCUUGCGACACUCUUUGUAAUUGUGAGGAGAAAGAUGGCAUAAUGAUAAUAAACUGUGAAGAAAAAGGAAUCAAUAAAUUAUCCCAAAUCAGUGUGCCACCAUCACGACCUUUCCACUUAAGUUUAUUAAAUAAUGGCUUGACAAUGCUUCACACGAACGACUUUUCUGGACUUACCAAUGCCCUUUCAAUACACCUUGGAUUUAACAAUAUAGCAGACAUAGAGACUGGUGCAUUUAAUGGCCUUGGGCUUCUUAAGCAACUUCAUAUCAAUCAUAAUUCUUUGGAAAUUCUUAAAGAGGAUACCUUCCAUGGUUUGGAGAACCUGGAAUUCUUGCAGGCUGAUAAUAAUUUCAUUACGAUAAUUGAACCAAGUGCCUUCAGCAAGCUCAACAGGCUAAAGGUGUUGAUUUUAAAUGACAACGCUAUUGAGAGUCUUCCUCCAAACAUAUUUCGAUUUGUUCCUUUAACCCAUCUAGAUCUUCGUGGGAACCAGUUGCAAACAUUGCCUUAUGUUGGCUUUUUAGAACACAUUGGCCGGAUAUUGGAUCUCCAAUUGGAGGACAAUAAGUGGGCCUGCAAUUGUGAAUUGUUGCAGCUAAAAAACUGGCUAGAAAAUAUGCCUCCACAAUCUAUAAUUGGUGAUGUGAUAUGCUACAGCCCUCCACCUUUCAAAGGGAGUGUACUGAGUCGCCUGAAAAAGGAAUCUUUUUGCCCUACUCCACCAGUAUACGAAGAGCAUGAGGAUCCAUCAGGAUCUUUGCUGGCCAUAACAUCUUCAACAAGUGACAGCCGCCUAUCAAGCAAGAAUACAUCCAUUUUGAAACAACCUACCAAAGCACCAGGUUUGAUACCAUACCUUACAAAGCCAUCCACUCAGCUUCCAGUACCUUAUUGUCCUAUCCCUUGCAAUUGCAAAGUUCUCUCCCCUUCGGGGCUUCUUAUCCACUGUCAGGAGCGCAAUAUAGAAAGCUUGUCAGAUCUACAGCCUCCUCCACACAACCCUAGAAAGCUGAUUCUUGCAGGCAACAUCAUUCACACCUUAAUGAAGUCUGACCUCACAGACUAUUUCACUUUGGAAAUGCUUCACUUGGGAAACAACCGCAUUGAAGUUCUGGAAGAAGGAUCGUUUAUGAAUCUGACACGACUCCAGAAGCUUUAUCUCAAUGGCAAUCAUCUGACCAAACUCAAUAAAGGCAUGUUCCUUGGUCUCCACAGUCUCGAGUAUUUGUAUCUUGAGUACAAUGCGGUAAAGGAAAUAUUACCAGGGACCUUCAACCCAAUGCCUAAACUGAAAGUUCUUUAUUUAAAUAACAAUCUCCUUCAAGUUUUACCGGCACAUAUCUUUUUAGGUAUUCCUCUAACUAGAGUAAAUCUUAAAACAAACCAAUUCACCCAUUUACCUGUAAGCAACAUCUUAGAUGACCUUGACUUCCUGAUACAGAUUGACCUUGAGGAUAACCCCUGGGACUGCUCUUGUGACUUGGUUGGAUUGCAGCAAUGGAUCCACAAGCUUGGCAAGGGCACCAUGACUGAUGAUAUCCUCUGCACUUCCCCAGGGCAUCUUGACAAGAAAGAAUUAAAAGCCCUCAACAGUGAUCUUCUUUGCCCUGGUUUAGUGAAUAAUCCUUCCAUGCCAACCCAGACUACUUAUGUUAUUGUCACUUCUCCCACAGUGGCGGCAGAUACAGCUAGUACACUCUUCAGUUCUCUCACUGAUGCUGUGCCCCUGUCAGUUCUAAUAUUAGGACUCCUGAUUGUGUUCAUAACUAUUGUAUUCUGUGCCGCGGGGAUCGUGGUUUUUGUCCUCCACCGUAGGAGAAGAUAUAAGAAGAAAAAAGUAGAGGAACAACUGAGAGACAACAGUCCUGUACACUUGCAGUACAGCAUGUAUGGUCAUAAAACAACCCACCAUACAACGGAAAGACCCUCUUCCUCUCUCUAUGAACAACACAUGGUGAGCCCAAUGGUUCAUGUCUACAGAAGUCCAUCCUUUGGUCCAAAGCAUUUGGAAGAAGUUGAGGAAAGAAAUGAUAAAGAAGGAAAUGAUGCAAAACAUCUUCAAAGGAGCCUGUUAGAACGAGAAAAUCAUUCACCACUCACAGGUUCAAAUAUGAAAUACAAAACUACAGACCAAUCAACAGAUUUCAUAUCCUUUCAGGAUGCAAGCUUAUUAUAUAGGAACAUUUUGGAGAAAGAGAGGGAACUUCAGCAACUUGGCAUCACAGAGUACCUAAGAAAAAAUCUUGCUCAGCUCCAGCCAGAGGUGGAGGUUAACUAUCCUGGAGCCCACGAGGAGCUAAAAUUAAUGGAAACGUUGAUGUACUCACGACCAAGGAAGGUGUUGGUAGAACAGACUAAAAAUGAAUACUUUGAGCUCAAAGCUAACUUGCAUGCUGAACCCGACUACUUAGAAGUCUUGGAGCAGCAAACAUAGAGGGGCUGCUUGUGGGCUUUUGCAGAAAUGCUGGGAUUCUGACUUAAGUUCACACUUUUGAAAUAAGUGCCUUACGUGGGUGUUAUCAAUCAGAAUUCAGCACAGCCGUAAUCCUAUGAGAGAUGAAAGAAGAAAGUGAAACUCAGGGACAAUUGAGGAAGCCAUGGCAUUAUCAUCAGGCAAUAUAGCCUGUUCCAAAUAAAACAAGUCCUUGCAUAUAACUGUUGCAAGGAGUACGUAGUAUUGCUCCAUAUGCUUACAAGUAUUUCAUAGAAUUUCUCUUGCACACCUAAAGGGUUGAACACAUAAAAAGCUCCAGUUUUCUUGGAUACUCUAUUCAUGACUAAAUACAAUUAAAUUUCAUCAGUUAAGCAUAUACCUGUAUAUAUAUACAUAGUAUGUAAGGAAUUUAUUCAUAAUCACAUAUAUGUCAGAAAUUUAUACUGUCAAUCACACUAAAUUUUCUCACAAAAAGUGAAAGGGGAACUGGAACUUAAAUUUAAAAAGUGGCAAUAGUAAGUGAAAAUGUACAAUUUGUAAUUACGUGCACCAUUAACGAUUCCGAAUUUUCAACAAAGGGUGCCAUUGCUAAGGUUUCUGAAUUCAGACUCACGAUGGCAAAUAGUUCCUGUGGGAUAAAUAAGCAAAUGUGUGAGUUUAAUCUACACAUUUUCUGUGGAUAUCUUUUGAUGUAAUGCUGCUGUGAACCUAAGGUAUGUGAUUUGUGUUCGACAUUCUAUUCUUCUUGGGAUAUUUUUUUUUAAAUGCUACUGAGAUUCUACUGUAUAUAUGAUUAGAGCACUUAGUAAGUUUGCUUCUUUUCAUAGUGUUAAUUAUUUGUACAACUGGAUGAUAAUGAUAAGAAAACAUGUCUUUUGUGGCAUGUAAAUCAAAGGUAUAAAAUGAAUAGUAAAACUUAUUUUAUUUUUAUUGACAUACACUGAUAGGUCGUGUAGAUUAGUAGCAAGAGGCGUUUCUACAGGUAAGUGUUCUGAGCUUCCUCAGGAGAGGGACAGUGUAGCUUUAUUUUACAAGAAGGUAUCACUAGAUUUCUAUGAACUAUUUAUUCUGUACAGUUUUGUAUAUUUUUGGUUCACAAGAUAAUUAUACUUGGGUGCCUUUUAAGAAAGUUUAAGAUUAUUGCUCACUUCAAUAAAAGUAAAAUGAAAACAUUUCUCAAAGUGUUUCAAUCAAUUAUUCUAAGCUGUGAUUCAGUCAUGUUGUGAUUAUCACCUCAGUAUACUCUCUGCAUAUGGAAAAGGCUGGUUCUAUUUGUGUGUGCAUAGAAGUCCUGUGUUCAUCACACACACGAAUCACUCAGUGUAAUUGGAAUCUGUGUUUUUAACACAUUGCAAUCCUGAACACUUGUUGGGAGAGAAAUUAAUGAAAAAAAAUGUACUCUUGUCCACUCAUGUAACAAUGUCUUUCAGCAAUGUCUGAGUAUUCUACCAGGUAUUUCAUCUUGCAAUACUCAAAUUCUUUUCCUACUACCAAUACUGUGAUAUCUGGGCCAAAAGGUUUCAAGACUAGAUCUGAGCCUAAUCUGUAAUCACAGUCACUAGAUUUAUAUUGCAAAUUAUUUCUUACAUGAAAGGAAUCAAAACUUUAAAGACUCAUUGUAAACCAAUAUCACUUUAUUAAUUUCCAGAACUUGGAAAGACAACGUGCUUGUGUUUUUGCCUCAGAAUAAAACUUUCUAGGUAAAAUGCAUGUAAUAAGAUUUCUUUAUGUUUGUAGAAAAACUAUUAAGUACAGUGACUGAUAAUUUCUCCAAGGAUGGAGUUUACCCACAAUACAAUGAGUAAACAAAAAACUCUUGAGCAAAAAAUGUGUUAUCCUAUUUCUCCUACCCAGUUGAGUUUCUGCCGAUAUUUUUUAUCCCAAUUACAACCAUAGUCGUAUUAGCAAGGUCUGAAAAUCCCCAUGCCUUAGGAAUCUUUGAAGUGGAUCUGUGCAUGCAAGUACAUACAUGCUUGAAGAAAACUAUGACUUCAGGACUAUCCUUCUCUUUUCAGUGCAGUAACAUUUUAUAUCUCCAUGGAUUUUUUUUCAUUGCUGAAAUUAAUAGUCUUAAUUUUUCAACUUAUUAUCAAGAGAAACAAAGUUAUUUAUGAAACCAUGUAAGUAUAUUCUUCAAGUUACAGUUAUCCACAAAAUUAAAAGCAAUAAAAUAUGAGUAAAACUUUAAAGGAUGUGAAAAAUAUUAUAGCUUCCAAGGUGUACCAAUAUUUUAGGUAACUGAAUAUUUAUUUCUCAGUAGAUAUUCCCUUGCCAUGUAUUUUCCUACUAAUUAUUAAUUGUUGGCUUGUAUUUCAAAUAAGGUAUGAUCUGUCAAACAUUUUUAAUUUAAGUCUUUGAUUAUUUACUUUUGUUCUAUAUACCUUUUUUAUUAAACAAAAUGAGAGCUAUUUCA
Molecule: messenger RNA, 5460 nt
Organism: Mus musculus (house mouse)
Lineage: Eukaryota; Metazoa; Chordata; Mammalia; Rodentia; Muridae
Gene: Slitrk6
Product: SLIT and NTRK-like family, member 6
Exons: 2
Coding region: 594-3047 (817 amino acids)
Biological process (GO): axonogenesis
Cellular component (GO): cell surface; plasma membrane
Source: RefSeq, a predicted model, not a curated record